AUGGCAGAGCUAGGAGAGAAUUUCAACACAGUAUUGGAGAACAUAGAAAGAGUAAGAACAAAGGAGCUAUUAUACAUGGUCUUUAGAUUCCAGGGUGCAGACACAUCUAAGUACGAGAUAAAGGAGCUGAAAGGCAACCCAACAGCCUUAGAUAAAUUUACUCUAAAAAAAGAGAAUGACCUGCAGGAGCAGUUUGAGCUAUUUAAGGCACAGGUGAAGGAGUAUGGGUGCUGCUAUGCGCUGUUUGACUUUGAGGCGCACCACCAGGACGGAAGCCCUAGGUCGGUCUUGUUUCUGUUUACCUUAAUUCCAGAUGGCUUUAAUGUAAAAGAAAAGUUCCUUUACUCCUUCCACCUUCAGCAAUUCAUAGGAAGGUUAAAAACAGCUGUUAAGCUUGUGCAAAUCAACCAGUAUGACGACCUUAGUUAUGAAAAUAUGAAGCAAAUCUGUUUAAAUCUUAAAAAGGCAUAA
Nematocida ausubeli is the source of this 471-nucleotide messenger RNA. RefSeq lists its product as uncharacterized. NCBI's taxonomy places the organism in Eukaryota, Fungi, Microsporidia. Bases 1 to 471 code for a protein of 156 amino acids. The transcript has a single exon. Gene Ontology annotation, molecular function: actin binding. The record is from RefSeq and is a predicted model, not a curated record.